Messenger RNA from Phaeodactylum tricornutum CCAP 1055/1, 1657 nucleotides. RefSeq lists its product with no specific name. The coding region runs from base 227 to 1531 and encodes 434 amino acids. Gene Ontology annotation, cellular component: Golgi apparatus; endoplasmic reticulum. The record is from RefSeq and is a predicted model, not a curated record. Gene Ontology annotation, biological process: protein targeting to membrane; peptidyl-L-cysteine S-palmitoylation. The transcript has 2 exons. Gene Ontology annotation, molecular function: protein-cysteine S-palmitoyltransferase activity. NCBI's taxonomy places the organism in Eukaryota, Bacillariophyta, Bacillariophyceae, Surirellales, Neidiaceae.
CUCUCAGUCAGCGCACCCCUGAUUCCCCACCGUUGCGGAACCAAAGUCGGUGGUGUGGAGGCAAGGUGUUCGCAUGUUUCGGAAAGGUUAAACCCGUAGCCUAGUCUAGCUAGCACCAUUGCAGAGACCAAAGAGUCCUUCCCGUUUCGCGAAACCGGUGAAUCAGUGCCGGUCGUGUUGAACCCCCGUCCUCAUCAGUCGUAGAAGUCCUGACGCGCAUUCCAUCAUGGCGGGACGCAACGACGUGUGCGGCUUAGUGGGGACUUCGUUCACCGCCAAACGGUGGCUCUCUUUGGACAUUUGCGGCUUCUUAGGCAUCACACUUAGUUGGGGUGUGCACGCUUACGCCUUGUACGUUCUGGGAGCGUACACGAUCGAAAACUCGCUGGCUUCGACCGUGGUCUUCUUUUCCCUCUAUAUUCCCAUUGCUCUACUGGCCUUGAGUAGUUUGUACAUGGCCUGGACGACAGAUCCCGGCGCCGUUCCUCUGGGAGCACGGCCCUUGACCAUUGUACGGAGGGCCAACAGUGGAGCCCUCUCCACGGCACGGAGCCAGGCCCGCGGCACCCGACGCUGUCCCAAGUGUCACGAUAACUACAAACCCCCACGUGCACACCACGACAGUGUCACGGGACGCUGUGUCGUCAAGUUUGAUCAUUUUUGUCCCUGGGUCGGCAACGCGGUAGGUGCCAUGAAUCACAAAUACUUCUGUCUUUUUCUACUCUACACUUGCUUGGCCUGCUUGACCUCCCUGCUCCUGCUGCUACUACGCGUCAUACACUGUGGUUACGUCAGGGUCAUUGAAGAGCACGAAGGCGGUGGCGCCAGCAGCAGCACCGGCCAAACCUCCUCACACGAGGAGGCACUCCCAGCGGAACCCGAAAAAUUCUUUCGACCACUGCACCGAUUUUUGGACGAAGACAACGACACGGAAUUCCUCUUUGCCGAAUGCAACGACUUUUACUCCAGUCACUGGGUGUUAGGCCUCGUCAUUGUGUCGCUCGUCUUUCUAGUCUUUACCUGCAGUAUGGGCUGCGAACAGAUGGAAGCUAUCGAAACGGGACAGAGCAAGAUUGCCCGCAUGAAAAUGCGCGUUGGUCAAACGGGCACGGAAUUUUCCCGCGUCACGGAAGGCUUCAACGAAAUGUUCGGGGGUUCGUCGCCCAGAGUGGCGUGGCACUGGUUCAAUCCGUGGCAAGGCGUGCGCUAUCCCCGCGGCAUGGAGAAGGUCGUCCUCGGGUAUGACUGGGAUGUCACCUUCACCGCAACGCCCUACCAAGAGGACGCGGUCGCUAGCGUGGAGUUGCAGGGCAUGGAAGGGGGCCGAGAAGUACAAGCCGAGGCUGCGCACGUAACCCCUCCCGACACGGCCCCGCCCAUUCCUUCUACGGUGGUCACGCAAGACGUGGAAAUGGUACGACAUACUUCCGAUAUUUCGGUCCAAAGUAAUGACGAGAACAACAGCGGCCGGGAACGAAUUAGUCGACGAAAACCUAGUCCAGUUGCCUACGACAAACAUACCAUUGUAUGAUGCAAGCAAUUUUGACGCGUCCGAUUAGUGGUCGGCGUCGCCCUUACAUAUUUGUCUGUAAUACGUUGUGCAAAAAGUUUUAGGAACAAAUUAAUAUCUGAUGCAUUAGGUGUCGCUUACUGUUAC